AUUCAGUUAUUCUGUAUAAUAUUCCAGUUUUAGUUAAUCAAAGUUAUUUCCUUGCUCAAUAUUUAAAAGAAAAUUUAAUUAAAAUGAACAGAGGUCUAAAACUUGUAACAUUUGAUGUUUUCAAUACUCUAAUUAAAACAAGAGGUAGUGUUGGUUCAAUAUAUAUGAAAGAAAUAAAUAGUUUUCUUAAAACAAAUCAAAACAUUGAGACAAAAGAAAAGAAUAGUGUAAAUACUUUAAAUCCUCAUAUGGUUGAGAAAGAAUUUCAAAGUGUGCUAAAGCACUUUCAGAGUGCAUACCCAAAUUUUGGUUAUGGUAAAAUUUCAAGCAGGAAAUAUUGGGAUUUAAUAGUACAAAAAACAUUUAAGAAUUUAAAUUGCGAUUUUAAUGAUCAGUUUUCACAAAAGUUAACUGCAACACUGUAUGAUAAUUUUUGUUUGGCUGAUUAUUGGGAAGUUUUUUCAGAUGUUAUACCUGCUUUAACAAAAUUAAAGAGCUCUAAACUAAAGAUUGGUAUUAUUUCCAAUUUUGAUGAGCGUUUACCAAAAGUCCUUGAACGUUUGGAGCUUGCUUCAUAUUUUGACUUCUUUAUCAUUUCUGGUUGUUGUGGACUUUAUAAACCAGAAAAGCAUAUUUAUAAACUUGCAUUAAACAAAGCAUUAUGUUAUCCUAAUGAAUGUUUACAUAUUGGUGAUGAUGUAAGUAAAGACUAUGAUGGUCCUCGCUCUAUUGGAAUGAAUGCAUUAAUAAUUGAUAGAACAAUGAAAAAAAGUGAGAGACCUUACAUAAAUUCAUUAGAAGAUGUUUUAUUGUUUUAUUAAUACUUGUUAUUUUAACUAACUUUUUUUUUUAAGUUUUUUUAGUAAUUUGUAAAGUAAUAGUUUUAUAAAAAAGCAAAUAAUAAAAAAAGAAAAUCAUCUUUUAAUGGUUUAUCAGAACUUAUUCAAUUUUAGUAUUUCUAAACAUA
This is a messenger RNA of Hydra vulgaris (swiftwater hydra), 967 nucleotides long. RefSeq names its product haloacid dehalogenase-like hydrolase domain-containing protein 3. The record is from RefSeq and is a predicted model, not a curated record. Gene Ontology annotation, cellular component: nucleus. NCBI's taxonomy places the organism in Eukaryota, Metazoa, Cnidaria, Hydrozoa, Anthoathecata, Hydridae.